GUUUCAGAUGGCGUAUUUUCGCAGUUUCUUUGGUGGCGGAGGAGAAUCAGAAGAAGAAGAUGGUGCAGAGAUUGUUGAGAAAAUGGUCGAAAGAGCCGAAACGUGCACGGCCUUGGAAGAUCGGAGGGAUGCACUCAGAGCAUUGAGAAGCAUGGCCAAGAAACUUCGAUUAGCCGUUGGAACCAUGGGUCUCAAUGUCUACAUGGAUGUGCUGGAGAAAGAGCGGUCGAAUCAAGAACUCAUUGCCAUCACUCUUGAGACUUUAGUCGCUGUACUCAGCAGUGAUGAUGAAAAUACCGAUGAUGAUGAGUUAGGAGAGCGGUUAGCUGAGGUCAUGCUAAAGAAGCCUGUAUUCAUACCAUCACUGCUUGCUGCUAUAGAUGACUAUGAUAUCACUGUUAGAAGGGUCGGAAUACAACUUCUGACGUCAUUGCUCCGCCAUCGAGGCCCUGAAGUACAGGCAGCAGUGAUGGCACAACCUACCGGUGUUCCACAUCUUGUAGAUAUCGUGCACGAUCGUCGGGAAGUUGUAAGAAACGAGGCAGUUCUAAUGUUGUGUGAGCUGAGUCGUUCAAAUUCACAGAUCCAGCAACUUCUCGCAUAUGAAAACACUUUUGUUCAUUUGUUGGAUAUCAUAGACACUGAGCCACUUGAUAGUAUCAUAAUCGAGGAUUGUUUAUUUGUCAUUUUGAAUUUGCUUAGGAAGAAUGCCAUGAACCAACAACUUUUCCGGGAAAACAAUCUUAUUGCUCGUUUGGGAGUCGUUUUGAAUGCGUUCUUGUACGGAAAUGAAGAAGAGCCUGACGGUGGUGAAUGGGUCAAGCAGCGGACCGCCAACAUCAUCUUCCUGCUCCAGGUCAUCAGGAGUUUGGUCAGUCCAGAUAACUCAGGUACCAACACCCACGCAGCCCAGAAGGCCAUCCACCAAACGAAGAUGCUUUCUGAACUAUGUCGUGUCUUACUUUCCGAGAUGGGUUUGCCCGUCGAAGUUCUUACGGAAACUGUGAUUGCUGUUGCUGAAGCUAUCAGAGGAAACUAUACCAAUCAGGAAUAUUUUGCUAGUACGAACCUUAUCACUAAUGAGAACGUUAGCAGGUCAUCCCUUGUUGUUCUGCUGAUUUCUAUGACAGCAGAAAAGCAGCCAUUCAAGAUGCGUUGUGCCGUCUUCUACUGCUUCCUGUCGUACUUGCAUGAUAACGAAUUUGGAAAGACAAAGGUCAUCGAGACGUUGCUGCCUGCUUCGCAACCAGAAACUUCGCUUUCAACUGGCUCUCUUAUAUGCCAGGCUAUCACAUCUGGUGAAUCAGUACAGUGCUGGUUCGGUUGUGUAUCACUUCUUUAUUGUUUGCUUGACGUGGAACAUCUUAGGGAGCAACUUUUGCGAGUACAACUAUCAACGACAGUCGAUCAGCCACCAGUAUCUUUAUUAAAGCAUGUGGCCAAUUUGAUGGUGAGCAUGGGUAACCGAAGAGUGCAGAUGCGAGCGGGAAUACUUAUGCUGCUCUCAACAUGGCUUAAUAACUGCCCUGCUGCUGUGGCAAGUUUCAUCGAGAACGAAGAAAAUCUCCAUUAUCUUACGACGCAAAUAUUGGAUGACUGUGGAGAAGGUACCGAAAGUGAACAACAAGUUCUGAAAGGUUUGAUGGCGUUCCUACUGUUGAUAUGCUUGCAGAACGUAGAAGAUGCUACUGCAAAAGCUUCUCUCGAACAGCUUGUGGACAGAAGAGUCGGUCGUGAAGUUGUAAUUGGAGCUGUAGAAGGGAUAUCGCGAACAGAGCAGUUCGUUCGAGCUGCUCAAAAGCCGCAGCCGCUUACGAAGACACCAAAUGAGCUGUUUUUGGACUAUCAUUUCAUAAAGAUGCUCAAGUCAGUGGAGGGCCAAUUAGUGAAGAUGUUACGACCGACUGGCGAGUUCAACGGGACUGCUUCAAAUGAUAGCAUUAUUCAAUCAUUCAAGGACCUUAUCAAACGUCAAGAUGAAGAAAUUGCUGUUCUUCGACAGGAAGCUAAGAGGACAGCAGCACAGAUCGAACAACUCAAACAAGAGAAUGAUAGAACUCAGCUAGAGCACGAAUUAGAGGACGUUAGAAAGAAACUCGAAGAAAGUCGAGUUGCAAACGCGCAGCAUGAAUCUACGCAAUUACAAAUACAGGAGAUGUAUAGGGUCAACCAGCAGUGGCAAGCAGAAGCCGCAAAGUACAAGCAGUGGGCGGAACAGUGGCAACAGUACCAGAUAGCGCAGUUGCCAAAUCCUACUGAAACCGCCGUCACAUGUCUACAACAACAGGUUCAGCAGCUAGAACAGCAGCUUGCAUACGGGUAUCAGGCUUUUGAAGAGCAUAGUAAAAUGACUGCAAAAUACGCUCAAGAUUGUGCAGAAUGGAAAGCUAAAGCAGAGGCCGCUGAAGCACAGCUGGCAGCUAAGAAUGAAGAGAAGAAAGAGGAAAAGCUGUUGGAAAACGGCACAGAAGGUACUUCGGAACUUGCUCUUCUCAAAUCUGAGCAAGAAGAUCUUCUCGUUCUCCUUGCCGAUCAGCACAAUAAAAUUACUCAGUAUCGGAAUCGAUUGAGAGAGCUUAAGCAAGUGGUUACGGAUGAUGAAGAUGAGUAAUGGUCUAUUUAUUCUUUUCGCUCUUAUAAUCAAAUUCGGGCUUUUUCGCUCACAUGUUCAUCUUUUCAAGUCUUCCAUUUGUUUCUUUUACACAUUUGUUUUCUGCUAUUGCCAAUAAUGGUGACUCUGUUAACAGAGAUGUUUCAUUGUAGAGCUUUUGAGUUCUCUAUUGUCUAACAGCUUCUACGAAUGGUGCGGCGGCUUUUUGACUAGUUGUUAGAGGUUGUGAUUAUCACGAAGGCAUCAUCCUCACGUACCGACUUGAGGAAAUCUGUCAGAGCGCAGAGAUGACAAACUUUGAGUUUUCCAAAGCUUUGCGAAUGCCACUGUGCUUUCUAGAAGGUAGAUAUUAAAGUAGUAAUAGUGAAGUUGAAGUAGUGUUUUUUCUUCCUUUGUGCAAUACAAAGUCGGUGAGAAAGGGGAGCAAUUGUGAUAACAGUCGAGCACUCUAUGAAGAACAUUGUUACUUGUAUCAUUCUUACUUGCUUCAUGCAUGUUAAGGUUAUCAUCUGUGAUGGUGUGGGUUCCUGGUAGUGUCU
Molecule: messenger RNA, 3150 nt
Organism: Cylicocyclus nassatus
Lineage: Eukaryota; Metazoa; Nematoda; Chromadorea; Rhabditida; Strongylidae
Source: the annotation of a GenBank genome assembly